GAGUCCGCCUCUGCGCUCCAACCGACUGACUGGCUACGUGGGGAGCCGGUGUGGGCGCAGAGGAGGACUUUCCUAUAAAAGCAGGGAUCCCACGGUCAGACGAGCUCGUCUCUCUCAGUCAUCACAGACAGGAGCCGCGAUUCCCCGCGAACAGCUGAGUUAUUCCUUCCGUCACAGUUCGGAAAACCCUCUCAACCUCACCCAAAGGAAAUCUUAGUCUAUGGUCCUGACUGACGCUCCAACAAGGAUGUCCCGGACCGACGAGGUGCACCGUAUAACGGAGAAUGUCUACAAGUCCAUCAUGGAGCAGUUCAACCCCUGCUUGCGGAACUUCAUAGCCAUGGGAAAAAGCUACGAGAAGGCGCUCACCAGUGUCACAUAUGCUGCAAAGGGCUACUUCGACGCUCUGGUGCGGAUGGGCGAGAUGGCCAGCGAAAGUCAAGGCUCUAAGGAUCUUGAAGAGGCAGCAUGGGAGGUGCUCUUUCAGAUGGCUGAAGUGCACAGACAGAUCCAGAUCCAGCUUGAAGAGAUGCUGAAGUCUUUUCACAAUGAGCUGCUCACAGAGCUGGAGAAGAAGGUCGAGUUGGAUGCACGCUACCUGAACGCUGCGCUGAAGAAGUACCAGAUGGAGCACAAGAGCAAAGGGGAGAGUUUGGAGAAGUGCCAGGCAGAACUGAAGAAACUGCGCAGGAAGAGCCAGGGCAGCAAGCACCCCUCCAAAUAUGGAGACAAGGAGAUGCAGUAUGUAGAGGCCAUCAGCAAUAAGCAGGGCGAGCUGGAUAACUACAUCGCUGAGGGCUACAAGAACGCUCUCUCCGAGGAGAGGAGGAGGUACUGCUUCCUGGUGGACCGUCAGUGUGCUGUAGCCAAGAACAGCAGUGCCUACCACGGCAAGGGGAAGGAGCUUUUAUCCCAAAAGAUCCCAGUGUGGCAGCAGGCGAGUGCCGAGCCCAACAAACUGCCAGAUCGUGCUAUGUUUCUGGCCCAGCAGAUGAGCGGUGCAGUGGGCAUCAUGGCUUCCGGUGCUCAUCAUCCAGGCAUGCCCAUCUCUGAGCCCAUCCCUGGUGCUAAACCCCUGCCAGUGCCUCCAGAACUGGCAGCCCUGAGGGCCAGUGGGGGCAUGGGACAGCAGAGGCUUAUGGGAGGUGUUGAAGGAGGGAUGACAGUGAUGAACGGCACGGGAGGUGCUCACGGAGGAGAGGACUACCAGCAGUGGAUGGAGGGCAAGGUGGCCCAGGGCAAGGCCUCACCACAGACCCAGCGGCACGGAGCGGAGGUCUACUCCAACACCCUGCCUGUGCGCAAGGUCGCCCCGGCCAAGAGCAAGACCACACUGAUGGAAACCCGUACGCUGCCCCGGUCCAGCUCCAUGGCAGCGGGGCUGGAGAGAAACGGGAGAACUCGAGUCCAGGCCAUCUUCUCCCAUGCAGCCGGUGACAACAGCACCCUGCUCAGCUUCUCUGAGAGCGAUGUGAUAACCCUGCUGGUCCCAGAGGCCCGUGAUGGGUGGCACUAUGGAGAGAAUGAGAAGACGAGGAUGCGUGGCUGGUUUCCCUUCUCCUAUACUCGGGUGAUCUCUGACGGUGACGGCAACUCCAUGAGGCAACUUCGAGUACACAACCUCCACGGGAAGAGUAGCAGCACAGGCAACCUUCUAGAGAGAGAAGACAUGGCUCUCUCCGUCCCUGAUUACGGCAUCCACUCCCGUAUGGAGGCACAGAGCGCUGCUGCGCUGCAUAGCAGACAACAACGCCCCUACAGCGUGGCGGUGCCAGGCUUCUCACAGCAAGGAGUUGAAGAAUAUGAGCCCCGCUUCCCCACAAGUUCCACAGAGGGCAAAUUGAUUUCGACAGUGUGAGGACAGACAGACAAACAGGCACAGACUCAGCCAGACGAUGCGAUAGGACAGGCACCUCGCUGCCCCUCAACCAACCCCUUCCCUCAUCGUUACCCCCUCUUUCCUGCCUCCCUACCUCCCGCUUACAGCAAUAAACUCUCCCUGAGCCAAUCAAUGUAAGGAAGAGGCUUGGGUCUGUAUCAUUUCCCCUCUCUGAUCUCCCUCCCUUCUUCCCCAAUCCUGCCCUCUGCUGUCUAACUGGCCGGUAGCCACACCGGGCCACUGGUGACGCCUUGGUGCAGAGCCACGCCAAGCCAAACCAGAACAAAACGGACUCUGUGCCAUCCAAAUAUUCAAAAUCAAUGUGAUGGACAUUUUCUAAGGAAAAUGUAUCUUUUGCUUGUCUUUCAUGCAUGUACAUUUCUUUUAUAUAUCGCCGGGGAUUAUAUUUCCCCACCAAAGGAACCUGAUUUUUACAAAUGUCAAUGCUCUCCAUCAGAAUGACAAUGUAAAGGAUAUGUAAAUCAGGGUGUGAAAUUAAUGAUGUUGAUCCCAAAGAGGAUUUUCAUAAUGUAAAAACGGUAUUACAAUCAAUACUUUUACUGGGUCUUUCAGUAUUAUAACAAUAAUUUGACCUUUUCAUGCUGUGUGCAGGUUUUGUAUUCCUCUGAGAGAAGAGGCCAUGUAUCACGAGUAGUGAACAGCUGAUGUAAAUGUUUUAACUUAUGGAACGGAGACAGUGUGACAGGAAUGUUAACUGUACAUAAAUGUGCCAUACAAAAGUGCUUGUCAUACAGUAUCUAUGAUCAAUUCAUUAAAAAAAACCCACCUUAUAAAAGUAAUAGUCUAUAUUUCUGAUUUUGUGUAAAAAAACAAAACAAAAAAAAACUUACUGUAACGUUUUCAGUAUCAGCCUUUGAACUUGUUCUCCAACAUCUUUAUGGAGGGACAAUGUGCUCAGACACACAAACCCAGGUGCUUGGGGUCCAGUGACUAUCUAAUGUGAUGUGUGAAUACCAUGCCAAGGCUGAAUGGGGUCAACUAUCCCUCGUCCCUGAAUGACACGGAAGGCUGUGAGUUGGGUUUAGUGCUGAAACUAUUAGAUGAUUAGUAAAUUACCAAACAAACAUUCGCUGACUCCAGCUUCUCAAAUGUGAGAAUCUGCUGCUUUUUUCUGUUUUUUUAUACAAUCGUAAAUUAAAUAUCUUUGAGUUUUGGACUGUUGGUCGGACAAAAAAAAUACAUUAGAAGACAUCACUUGGCAUUUGGAGAUAUUUUUACAUUUUACAGACUAAAUAAUCAAUGUUUGAAAAAAAUAAUAAGCUAAUUAAUUGCUGAUAAAAAGUAUUAAUCGUUGCAGCCCUAGUUAGGUUAACCAUCGUUCAUGCAUGAAAGAAAAGACAACUGGUACUGCUGUUUGGCUCGGUGCACAUGAUCUUGAAAUAUCGCUUUUCAUUUGAAACCAUUUAAAAUCUUUUCUACUUUCGGACAUAUUAUAGUGCCUCUUACUGUGAAUUAAAGACUAAUGUGAAUAAUAUAUUUUUACGGCGACUUAAAAUUAUUGUCAAUAAAAGAGAUGCCGAUGAACUUCUGGAUCCAGAGAUUCAAAUGAGGCAUCGGCAGUUUUUCAAUAAUGAGACAGGGUCACUGGAGUCAAAGCGGUGUUUCCAUUGUGCCACAUUUAUCCAGGGUACAGAUUUAUGUCACAGCCUCUCUGCAGCCUUGAAGGGGAGAGGCGUUCAUUUGAUGUUGAAACCUCAUUCAGCCUUCUUGUACUGUUGUCUUUGCAAUUAAAGGCUUGAUUUUAAAACCUCAGUGAGUAAAAAGCAUCAUGUUUUGAAGAUAAAAUAACAGUUUGUCCGAUUCUCUCUGUGCUAAAUAAAGAUGCUGAUGUGUUUGUCUGUAUGUCGGUCCAGUUAGUGCCUGUCUUUACUAACCACUGUCCGUAUGUCGACAUCUGAUGUCCACUAUAGCCCACUAGGUUUUGGUCUUUCUCAUAUUGUUGGCUUCUAAAUCUUACGAGGUUUUUUUUUUUCCCAAAAAUCUCAUCCAAGUACUAUCUUUACCUAAGAGAAUAGGUGAAAAUUUAAACUGUGCACCUCCCCCAUGCCUCCUACUCUGCAAAAAUGUCUGUCUUCACCAAAUAUUUAAUAUCGUCAUGUGUUUAAAGAAUCUUAAAAUAGUUUUUUCUUCAAAUGAGUGAAAACAGUGAGGCAGAUACUUUCACUUGGUGCUAGAAAAUCUCAGAAUUGUUAGAAACAAGUGUCACUUUCCUGAUCUGCUAUAUUCUGCGUUGUUUUCACUUCUUUUAAGAAAAAUAUUUUAAGACUUAAUUGGAGACUUUAGUCAAGAUUGACUUUUUUGCUUUGUAGAAAUGUUGUCCUUGCUGCAUAUGUCUGCUGUCUCUUCGCUCUCUUCUCCCUCUCCUCUCAAUUUUUUACCUAACACUCGUCUUCCCCCUCAGUUUUGCCAACCCUCCUUUUUUCCAUCUCUGUUUUGAUGAAUUUAGAGACAAAAGUCGAGUGCAAACGACUGGAAGCUGCCAGUGUUUCUUCUUUCUCCACUAAAAUAAGUCCAAGGUAUGACUGCCAUUGUUGCAGAGAUAGCACACCAACCACCUGUGGCCAAAUAACUCCUACAUCAACGGAUGUGCUGUUAUUUUCAGGGGUUUUGUUGUAAAAGAAUAAAAACAUCUAAAUACUGUACAGAGAAUCUAUGGACAUGCAUGCUUUGGGGGCACCAAAAAGUGUAACAUUGAUGACCUCAAAUGUAUGGUGAAUUUCUACUCUAAAAAGUAUUAAAUAAAUUUAUUCAGCUGGA
Siniperca chuatsi (mandarin fish) is the source of this 4657-nucleotide messenger RNA. It is a transcript of the gene baiap2b, whose product is annotated as BAR/IMD domain containing adaptor protein 2b. Gene Ontology annotation, cellular component: cytosol; nucleoplasm. Gene Ontology annotation, molecular function: cytoskeletal adaptor activity; protein binding. Lineage: Eukaryota; Metazoa; Chordata; Actinopteri; Centrarchiformes; Sinipercidae. Gene Ontology annotation, biological process: actin filament bundle assembly; plasma membrane organization; actin crosslink formation. The coding region runs from base 221 to 1858 and encodes 545 amino acids. The transcript is spliced from 15 exons. The record is from RefSeq and is a predicted model, not a curated record.